UCAUAAGUUUUACUUUAAUAUGUGAGUUCAUUUGGUGCACAUCCGCAUACACACAAAAUAUAUUAUUUGCAAACUCCAUACUCCAUGCAUGCAUUUAAACUAAAUUGUGGUUUGUUGUAGCUGGACAGGUUUUUGGUAAAUAAUACAUAGAUUCACUUGUAUAUCAAGCGAGAGAGGAGACAAUAAUAUGCAAAAAAAGGAACUUGAUAUGACCGUGCAAAAAAAGUUGCUAUCUGUUUCUACUCUGGUUUGAUGUGUAAAGGAAAAAAUAAUAAUACUCAAGAACAACGAGAAUCUGUUAUUUGUUUUAUUUUGUGUCGUAGUUAGUUCCUCUGUACAGUUUGUGUACAAUAACGCAUGCAUGUCCAUUCUUGAUAUUGAAUUCAGUGUGUGAUUGUAUUAUCCAUGUGUAUAUAUGUACUUCUCUCUGGGUAAAUAUAAUAAUCUUAUAAAUUUUCUAGUUGUUUGUUGAGCAAGUUUUAAUCCAUUCUUAAGGACUUCGCAAUUUUGCAAGAAUUCAGAAUGGAAGCGAGAACUAAAACAAUUCUUAUGUGGACUGCGAUUGCUUGCCUUUGUUUCGUUGGGAUCCCUUUCCAUUUGAAGGGUGAAGACAGGGAACAUCUUGAAUUGGCAUUUAGCAACUACUCCAGAGCUUUUAACAAGACUUAUAAUGGCGAUUCAGAGGCAGACACAAGAUUGUUACAUUUCAAGAACACGCUGGACAAAAUUCACGAACUAAAUACUCUCGAAGAUCAGAAUAUUUUACUUGCAAUGCAUCCCAUUUUGAAAGGAAGCAAUGGGGAAUCAAAUAAAUUUCCAGAUUUGGAAAAGGACAAGGAAAUAUUACACAAAUAUUUGCUGCAGAAAAAGUGGAGACAUGGAACUCCCAAAAAUCAAGGUUACGCAGAGUGGGGACUAACCCAGUUUUCUGACCUGAGUCCUGAGGAAUUUAAGGCAAAGUACUUGCGUCCUGACAUUCAUGAACGAAUUAAAAAUCGUGAAAAACAUCAUGGAAAUCACCCAGAUCCACAUCACCAUCAUCACUACCACGGCCGACACGGAAUCAAGGUUUCAGAUGAUGGUUUUAAAGACAAUCUUAUUGUUACUCGAAAACGUAGAGCAUUGUCAUUUCCUGGAGACCUUCCGGACAAAGUUGACUGGAGAACUAAAGGUGUGAUUACACCAGUCCUUCACCAGAAAUCUUGUGGGGCUUGCUGGGCAUUUUCGACUGUAGAAACCGUAGAAAGUAUGCGUGCCAUUCAGACGGGAAAACUUGAAACGCUAAGUGUUCAGUACGUAAUUGAUUGUGCCACUAACGGAAACCUUGGAUGCAACGGAGGGGACACUUGUGGUGCUUUGGGUUGGAUGGAAGCCACUAAAUUGGUCCCUGCGAAACAAUACCCUUUGACAUUGGAGGAUGCAAAGUGCAGACUUCAGUCUUCAAAUACUGGUGUUCAAAUAAACUCAAAUUACACAUGUGACAGUUAUGAGGGAUCAGAGGAUCAACUUUUAACGGUGUUGGCCCAUCAUGGUCCGGUUGCAGCAGCCGUGGAUGCAACAAAUUGGCAAUACUAUGUGGGCGGUGUUAUUCAAUGGAAUUGUGAUGCAAACAAUAACCACGCAAUUCAGAUUGUUGGUUACGAUAAGACUGCAAACCCACCACAUUAUAUUGUCCGCAAUUCUUGGGGCACGGCCUUUGGUGAUAACGGGUAUUUAUACGUCGCCAUUGGAUCAAACUUGUGUGGAAUCGCAAGGGAGGUUUCUUCUCUGACAGUUGAGAUUUAAUGAAUAAUUCUUCGCCAAUCAUUGAUCCAGCGUGCCAUUGAUUCCUAAUAAUAUUUUAUUCUUGCGGUCGAUUAGUGUAUGUAUAUACCUAGUCGAUUUGAUUUACCUUAAUCUUAAAAACCUUGACAGAGCUGACCUGUGAUAUUUUAAUUUUAAGUGUGAUCCGUCCAAAAACCGCAUUAUGUACUUGUAUUUCAUUUUGUAUAUUACGUUUCUUUUCACAUGAAAUAAAAUAACUUAUAAACGAA
Folsomia candida is the source of this 2033-nucleotide messenger RNA. RefSeq names its product cathepsin O. The record is from RefSeq and is a predicted model, not a curated record. Gene Ontology annotation, molecular function: cysteine-type endopeptidase activity. NCBI's taxonomy places the organism in Eukaryota, Metazoa, Arthropoda, Collembola, Entomobryomorpha, Isotomidae. The transcript is spliced from 5 exons. Bases 523 to 1785 code for a protein of 420 amino acids. Gene Ontology annotation, cellular component: lysosome.